Messenger RNA from Adineta steineri, 1059 nucleotides. NCBI's taxonomy places the organism in Eukaryota, Metazoa, Rotifera, Eurotatoria, Adinetida, Adinetidae. The record is from the annotation of a GenBank genome assembly.
AUGUGGACUAUUUUUUAUACUAUUCUUCUUAUUGUUUCAAUAACUGAAGCUAAACCACGAACUGAUGUCACAGUCUCAGGUUUAUCUUCUGGUGGUGCAAUGACAGCUCAGUUACAUCUUGUCUAUUCAUCUACAAUUAGUGGAAGUGGUGUUCUUGCUGGUCCUCCGUAUUAUUGUGCUCAGGGUAGUUCGACUAGAGUUGAUGAGUGCUUCCAAUUACAAUCGUAUGUGUCAGCUGGUACUGCUGAUCCAACAUCAAAUCUUAAAAAUGAUCCAGUAUAUAUAUUUUCUGGUAGAUAUGAUCCUGUAGUUUUUCCAGAUAUUGUUAAACUCAAUCGAAAAGUUUUUUCAUCAUUCGGUACUGAUAUAAAAACUAAUUACGAGAUGCGGACUACUCACGGGUAUAUAACAGAUAAUUUUGGUGGACCAUGCGAAUUUCCUGAUUUAAAAUACUUCAUUAAUAAUUGUUCUUUUAAUUUGGCUUAUGAUGUAUUAAAUCAUAUAUUUGGUGGAAAUCUUACUAAACCUACAAAAUCAGUGCCAUUGACGGGUCAGUUUCUUACUAUUGAACAACCAGCACUGAUGAAUCCAGAAUCUGUUAAUAUAACAGUUUUAAAACACACGAAUAUUUUUUCAUACUGGGCAAACUGGUUAAAAACAUCAACGAAUACAUAUAAACUUCCUGGUUCAAUUGAAAUAUCAUCUGUUGGUUCAUCUAGUUUUGAUAAAGAAGGUUAUGUUUAUUAUCCAACAAAUUGUACUAAAGGAGAGAAAUGUCCAAUUCAUGUUGCUCUUCAUGGAUGUGAACAAGGUAAAUGGCGUAUUGGUGAUGUGUUUGCUAAGAAAACAGGUUACUUGGAAGUUGCGGAACUUAAUAAUAUAAUUAUACUAUUUCCACAAAUUAUUGCAACACAUAGUGACCCUUCGAAUAAAGAAGGUUGUCGGGAUUGGUGGGGUUAUACUUCUUCUAAUUAUGCUAAUAAAUUAGGUGCAGAAAUGGCAGGUGUCAAGAAGAUGAUUGAUAGCUUACGAGCUAUUAAUGAUGCUUUAGAUGUAUAA